Telopea speciosissima is the source of this 1551-nucleotide messenger RNA. RefSeq names its product serine/threonine/tyrosine-protein kinase HT1-like. The transcript has 3 exons. Bases 433 to 1497 code for a protein of 354 amino acids. The record is from RefSeq and is a predicted model, not a curated record. Gene Ontology annotation, molecular function: ATP binding; protein kinase activity. Gene Ontology annotation, biological process: protein phosphorylation. NCBI's taxonomy places the organism in Eukaryota, Viridiplantae, Streptophyta, Magnoliopsida, Proteales, Proteaceae.
GAAAUGGAGUGUUCUUCCCCCCUCGAGGCCUCAACUAGAAUGAUUACGAACUGCGUGUAGGUUUCAGUUUUGGAUGAAGAACAAAAUUGUGUCCACCUUCUUUGAUUUGGUGGGUAGAUAUCAAGACUCUUUACAGAUUUUGGGUUACUGAAGGAUUCACUGUUUGGAUGCACUUGGAUGGUGUCUGCACUUGAGGAGUUCGACAAUGGCGAAAUGUAUUUGGCAUAUUAAGCUUAUAUUCUUCACUCUGUUAUCCUGUACAGCAUUUGAGUCUUUUAAGAUUGAAAAUCUCUGAUGUGAUAUGUUUAGCUCUUUAGCGUUGAGCUAGUUUUGAAGAAACAGGUAAGAGUUCAGGCUUUCCAUCACCGUACUAGUUGCAAAAGACUUGUGGAGGGGAGAUUUGAUGAUUUGGGGAGUAGUGGAUCGGAUCAGAUGAUGAAUUUUCAGUGGUUCAAGCAGGUACCAAACCAUGGUAGAUCCGAAAGGAAACUCUCGCUUGGAGAAUAUAAACGAGCCGUUUCCUGGUCCAAGUACUUGGUCUCCUCUGGUGCAGAAAUCAAAGGAGAGGGUGAGGAAGAGUGGAGUGCCGAUUUGUCUCAGCUGUACAUCGGGAAUAAGUUUGCAUCGGGGCGGCACAGUCGUAUCUAUCGCGGGGUAUACAAGCAGAGAGCGGUGGCGAUCAAGCUGAUAAGCCAGCCUGAGGAAGACGAGGGGUUGGCAGUUAUGUUGGAGAAACAGUUUACUUCAGAGGUUGCGUUGCUCUUUCGUCUCCAACACCCUAAUAUUAUCACUUUUGUUGCAGCAUGUAAGAAACCUCCUGUGUUCUGUAUCAUCACUGAGUACUCAUCAGGAGGCUCACUUAGAAAAUACCUCCAUCAGCAGGAGCCAAAUUCCCUUCCACUAGAUUUGGUUUUGAAAUUUGCCCUUGAUAUUGCUCGCGGGAUGCAUUAUCUUCAUUCCCAGGGGAUACUCCACCGGGACCUUAAAUCUGAAAAUCUACUACUCGGUGAAGAUAUGAGUGUGAAGGUUGCUGAUUUUGGGAUCUCAUGCUUAGAAUCUGAGUGUGGCAGCAGAAAGGGGUUUAGAGGUACAUACCGCUGGAUGGCGCCUGAAAUGAUAAAAGAAAAACAUCAUACGAGGAAAGUUGAUGUAUACAGUUUUGGCAUAGUCCUUUGGGAGCUUCUAACAGCAUUGACACCUUUUGAGGGCUUGACAUCAGAACAGGCUGCUUUUGCAGUCUCCGAGAAGAAUGCGAGGCCUCCAUUGCCCUCCGCAUGUCCAGUGGCAUUAAGCUGUCUCAUAAGUCGAUGUUGGUCAUCUAAUCCAGAUAAACGUCCUCACUUCGCUGAGAUUGUUUCAAUUCUUGAAAGUUACAGUGAAUCCCUUGAACAGGAUCCAACUUUUUUCACAUCCUACAAACCCCCUGAAAAACGUACUUUUCUGCGAUGCAUCCUGAAGUGUAUAACUGUCCGUAGGUUCACUUCUUUAAAAGCCUAACAUUCUUAUAUGGAAUUAAUUAUGCAAUAAGUUACCUUAUUUUUCUUGAGUGGU